AUGCGACUAGGUUCAAUAUUGAAGCUAUUUGUCACUGCUCUAGCGGCAGUACCCACAUAUGGGCAAACGAUUUCAAAGAAUACGGACACGAGUGGUCCUGUUAACAUUGUUGGAGAUAUUUUAGUCAACAGAGGAGUAUGGUGGUCUAUCGAUAACUGGAUCAAUCCCGUAUUCCAAGUUCCGGUUAAUAUUCAAGGUCUGUGGUACAUUUACUUGAAUGUACCGGGAACACCGUUGACGAUCCGUCAAAAUCAUGGUAACUUCUAUAAUGUAGGAGGUUUGAUAAUGUUCAAGGCUAGUGGGUCAAAUCCCGAUAUUUUGAUAAAUGGGGGAUCUUUUAUGAACACAGGUGACUUUUUCAUGGUUGCCGAAGACCUGGACAGUGCAAUAUUCACUAUCGAUUCUAGUAGUUGGGAUAAUAUGAAAGGAGGAUCAGUAUACCUUUAUUCUACUGCCCGAUUAGGACAAGUGGCAAAACUUCAACAUGGUGACAAUGGUUUGUUUUCAAACAAUGGUCAAAUUUGUUUAAGAAAUAUGUGGUGGAUGGCUGUUUCCAAUGUUAGAGGUAGCGGUUGUAUUGAUGUUGGUGUAAACUCAGUAUUUCAAUAUACAGUGACGAAUAUCCCAAUCGAUAACACACAACUUAUUAAUCUUUCCACGCCCUCUUCUACUUUAUACGUAGGGUCACAGGGCCAAGGAGAAUUUUUGGUUGCUGGCUUUGGAGGGGGAAAUACCAUUUGUAUUACCCGACCCAUUAAGCUGGCUACCUACUAUGCCAGCUCUAAACUUUUGCUGUUGGUUGCAGACACUAUAACUAUAAAUCUUCGGAUUGGUGGUGGAUAUGAUCCCAGCCUUUUCAAAAUCACGCUGGUGGACCUUGGACCUGGAAUAGGUUUAUCUCUAUAUAAUGCAGCUUGCCAAUAUACUGGACCCGUUCCAUCUGAAAGUUCUCCCAACUCACAAUGUACAGUUUGUAAGGAUGAACCAGACUACCCACCACACGAAGAACAUACUACCACAAUAACUACUUCAUGGACUGGUCAUUUCACAUCCACAUCCACUAUCAAACCGAACAAUCCUGAUGGAACUACCACGAUUGAGAUUUUGACGCCUGACCACACCACUACGGUGACUACUUCAUGGACCGGACAUUUCACUUCGACCAGUACUAUCACCCCUGACGACCCCGAGGGCACUACCACGAUUGAGAUUUUGACACCUGACCACACCACGACGGUGACUACGUCAUGGACCGGACAUUUCACUUCGACCAGUACUAUUGUGCCUAGUGAUCCUGAUGGAACUACCACGAUUGAGAUUUUGACGCCUGACCACACCACUACGGUGACUACUUCAUGGACCGGACAUUUCACAUCGACCAGUACUAUCACCCCUGACGACCCCGAGGGCACUACCACGAUUGAGAUUUUGACGCCUGACCACACCACUACGGUGACUACUUCAUGGACCGGACAUUUUACUUCGACCAGUACUAUUGUGCCUAGUGAUCCUGAUGGAACUACUACGAUUGAGAUUUUGACACCUGACCACACCACUACGGUGACUACUUCAUGGACCGGACAUUUCACUUCAACCAGUACUAUUGUGCCUAGUGAUCCUGAUGGAACUACCACGAUUGAGAUUUUGACACCUGACCACACCACUACGGUGACUACGUCAUGGACCGGACAUUUCACUUCGACCAGUACUAUUGUGCCUAGUGAUCCUGAUGGAACUACCACGAUUGAGAUUUUGACACCUGACCACACCACUACGGUGACUACGUCAUGGACCGGACAUUUCACUUCAACCAGUACUAUUGUGCCUAGUGAUCCUGAUGGAACUACCACGAUUGAGAUUUUGACACCUGACCACACCACUACGGUGACUACGUCAUGGACCGGACAUUUCACUUCAACCAGUACUAUUGUGCCUAGUCAUCCUGAUGGCACUACCACGAUUGAGAUUUUGACGCCUGACCACACCACUACGGUGACUACUUCAUGGACCGGACAUUUUACUUCGACCAGUACUAUUGUGCCUAGUGAUCCUGAUGGAACUACUACGAUUGAGAUUUUGACACCUGACCACACCACUACGGUGACUACUUCAUGGACCGGACAUUUCACUUCAACCAGUACUAUUGUGCCUAGUGAUCCUGAUGGAACUACCACGAUUGAGAUUUUGACACCUGACCACACCACUACGGUGACUACGUCAUGGACCGGACAUUUCACUUCGACCAGUACUAUUGUGCCUAGUGAUCCUGAUGGAACUACCACGAUUGAGAUUUUGACACCUGACCACACCACUACGGUGACUACGUCAUGGACCGGACAUUUCACUUCAACCAGUACUAUUGUGCCUAGUCAUCCUGAUGGCACUACCACGAUUGAGAUUUUGACACCUGACCACACCACUACGGUGACUACUUCAUGGACCGGACAUUUCACUUCAACCAGUACUAUUGUGCCUAGUGAUCCUGAUGGAACUACCACGAUUGAGAUUUUGACGCCUGACCACACCACUACGGUGACUACUUCAUGGACCGGACAUUUCACAUCGACCAGUACUAUUGUGCCUAGUGAUCCUGAUGGAACUACCACGAUUGAGAUUUUGACACCUGACCACACCACUACGGUGACUACGUCAUGGACCGGACAUUUCACUUCGACCAGUACUAUUGUGCCUAGUGAUCCUGAUGGAACUACCACGAUUGAGAUUUUGACACCUGACCACACCACUACGGUGACUACGUCAUGGACCGGACAUUUCACUUCGACCAGUACUAUUGUGCCUAGUGAUCCUGAUGGAACUACCACGAUUGAGAUUUUGACACCUGACCACACCACUACGGUGACUACGUCAUGGACCGGACAUUUCACUUCAACCAGUACUAUUGUGCCUAGUCAUCCUGAUGGCACUACCACGAUUGAGAUUUUGACACCUGACCACACCACUACGGUGACUACUUCAUGGACCGGACAUUUCACUUCAACCAGUACUAUUGUGCCUAGUGAUCCUGAUGGAACUACCACGAUUGAGAUUUUGACACCUGACCACACCACUACGGUGACUACGUCAUGGACCGGACAUUUCACUUCAACCAGUACUAUUGUGCCUAGUGAUCCUGAUGGAACUACCACGAUUGAAAUUUUGACGCCUGACCACACCACUACGGUGACUACUUCAUGGACCGGGCAUUUCACUUCAACCAGUACUAUCACCCCUGACGACCCCGAGGGCACUACCACGAUUGAGAUUUUGACGCCUGACCACACCACUACGGUGACUACUUCAUGGACCGGACAUUUUACUUCAACCAGUACUAUUGUGCCUAGUGAUCCUGAUGGAACUACCACGAUUGAGAUUUUGACGCCUGACCACACCACUACGGUGACUACUUCAUGGACCGGACAUUUCACAUCGACCAGUACUAUCACCCCUGACGACCCCGAGGGCACUACCACGAUUGAGAUUUUGACGCCUGACCACACCACUACGGUGACUACUUCAUGGACCGGACAUUUUACUUCGACCAGUACUAUUGUGCCUAGUGAUCCUGAUGGAACUACUACGAUUGAGAUUUUGACACCUGACCACACCACUACGGUGACUACUUCAUGGACCGGACAUUUCACUUCAACCAGUACUAUUGUGCCUAGUGAUCCUGAUGGCACUACCACGAUUGAGAUUUUGACACCUGACCACACCACGACGGUGACUACGUCAUGGACCGGACAUUUCACUUCAACCAGUACUAUUGUGCCUAGUGAUCCUGAUGGCACUACCACGAUUGAGAUUUUGACACCUGACCACACCACGACGGUGACUACGUCAUGGACCGGACAUUUCACUUCGACCAGUACUAUUGUGCCUAGUGAUCCUGAUGGAACUACCACGAUUGAGAUUUUGACACCUGACCACACCACUACGGUGACUACGUCAUGGACCGGACAUUUCACUUCAACCAGUACUAUUGUGCCUAGUGAUCCUGAUGGAACUACCACGAUUGAGAUUUUGACACCUGACCACACCACUACGGUGACUACGUCAUGGACCGGACAUUUCACAUCGACCAGUACUAUCACCCCUGACGACCCCGAGGGCACUACCACGAUUGAGAUUUUGACGCCUGACCACACCACUACGGUGACUACUUCAUGGACCGGGCAUUUCACUUCGACCAGUACUAUUGUGCCUAGUGAUCCUGAUGGAACUACCACGAUUGAGAUUUUGACGCCUGACCACACCACUACGGUGACUACUUCAUGGACCGGACAUUUCACAUCGACCAGUACUAUCACCCCUGACGACCCCGAGGGCACUACCACGAUUGAGAUUUUGACGCCUGACCACACCACUACGGUGACUACUUCAUGGACCGGACAUUUUACUUCGACCAGUACUAUUGUGCCUAGUGAUCCUGAUGGAACUACUACGAUUGAGAUUUUGACACCUGACCACACCACUACGGUGACUACGUCAUGGACCGGACAUUUCACUUCGACCAGUACUAUUGUGCCUAGUGAUCCUGAUGGAACUACCACGAUUGAGAUUUUGACGCCUGACCACACCACUACGGUGACUACUUCAUGGACCGGACAUUUCACAUCGACCAGUACUAUCACCCCUGACGACCCCGAGGGCACUACCACGAUUGAGAUUUUGACACCUGACCACACCACUACGGUGACUACGUCAUGGACCGGACAUUUCACUUCAACCAGUACUAUUGUGCCUAGUGAUCCUGAUGGCACUACCACGAUUGAGAUUUUGACACCUGACCACACCACUACGGUGACUACGUCAUGGACCGGACAUUUCACAUCGACCAGUACUAUCACCCCUGACGACCCCGAGGGCACUACCACGAUUGAGAUUUUGACGCCUGACCACACCACUACGGUGACUACUUCAUGGACCGGACAUUUCACUUCGACCAGUACUAUUGUGCCUAGUCAUCCUGAUGGCACUACCACGAUUGAGAUUUUGACGCCUGACCACACCACUACGGUGACUACUUCAUGGACCGGACAUUUCACUUCAACCAGUACUAUUGUGCCUAGUGAUCCUGAUGGCACUACCACGAUUGAGAUUUUGACACCUGACCACACCACGACGGUGACUACGUCAUGGACCGGACAUUUCACUUCGACCAGUACUAUUGUGCCUAGUGAUCCUGAUGGAACUACCACGAUUGAGAUUUUGACGCCUGACCACACCACGACAAUAACAACUGUCUGGACUGGUGAUGUCACUUCAACUUCGACUUUAUAUCCUGAAGAUCCCGAUGGAACUACUACAAUUGAGAUAUUGACUCCAUCUUCUGUUAGCUCCACAACAUCAAGCACAACACCAUCUUCCAGUUCCACUAAAGUAUCAAGUUCAUUACCGGUAUCAUCAAGCAUUCCAAGUUCUGAAUCCAUACCAAGCAGUACAAAUGAAUCGACCUCGAAUCCAGAAUCAUCAACAGGUUCAACUUCAAGUAUUCCAACAGAUUCCAGUGUGUCACCUACUUCAGCUUCUGGCUCCGCUUCUGGUUCAGCUUCUGGCUCAGCUUCCGAAUCUGGUUCUGUUACUCCAUCUGGCUCUGCCUCUGGAUCCGCAUCAUCAGGUUCUGCAUCUGGAUCUCGCUCCGCUUCUGGUUCAGCUUCUGGUUCAGCUUCUGGCUCUGCUUCCGAAUCUGGUUCUGUUACUCCAUCUGGCUCUGCCUCUGGAUCUGCCUCUGAAUCAGGCUCCGCUUCUGGAUCUGGCUCCGCUUCUGGUUCAGCUUCCGAAUCUGGUUCUGUUACUCCAUCUGGCUCUGCCUCUGGAUCCGCAUCAUCAGGUUCUGCCUCUGGAUCUGGCUCCGCUUCUGGUUCCGCUUCUGGCUCUGCUUCCGAAUCAGGUUCUGUUACUCCAUCUGGCUCUGCCUCUGGAUCCGCAUCAUCAGGUUCUGCAUCUGGAUCCAGUUCCGCUUCUGGUUCAGCUUCCGAAUCUGGUUCUGUUACUCCAUCUGGCUCUGCCUCUGGAUCCGCAUCAUCAGGUUCUGCAUCUGGAUCCGGUUCCGCUUCCGGUUCAGCUUCUGGCUCAGCUUCUGGCUCAGCUUCUGGUUCAGCUUCCGAAUCUGGUUCUGUUACUCCAUCUGGCUCUGCCACUGGAUCUGCCUCUGAAUCAGGCUCCGCUUCUGGAUCUGGCUCCGCUUCUGGUUCAGCUUCCGAAUCUGGUUCUGUUACUCCAUCUGGCUCUGCCUCUGGAUCCGCAUCAUCAGGUUCUGCAUCUGGAUCUGGCUCCGCUUCUGGUUCCGCUUCUGGCUCUGCUUCCGAAUCAGGUUCUGUUACUCCAUCUGGCUCUGCCUCUGGAUCCGCAUCAUCAGGUUCUGCAUCUGGAUCCGGUUCCGCUUCUGGUUCCGCUUCUGGCUCAGCUUCUGGCUCAGCUUCUGGCUCAGCUUCUGGUUCAGCUUCCGAAUCUGGUUCUGUUACUCCAUCUGGCUCUGCCUCUGGAUCUGCCUCUGAAUCAGGCUCCGCUUCUGGAUCUGGCUCCGCUUCUGGUUCAGCUUCCGAAUCUGGUUCUGUUACUCCAUCUGGCUCUGCCUCUGGAUCCGCAUCAUCAGGUUCUGCAUCUGGAUCCGGUUCCGCUUCCGGUUCAGCUUCUGGCUCAGCUUCUGGCUCAGCUUCUGGUUCAGCUUCCGAAUCUGGUUCUGUUACUCCAUCUGGCUCUGCCUCUGGAUCUGCCUCUGAAUCAGGCUCCGCUUCUGGAUCUGGCUCAGCUUCUGGUUCAGCUUCCGAAUCUGGUUCUGUUACUCCAUCUGGCUCUGCCUCUGGAUCCACAUCAUCAGGUUCUGCAUCUGGAUCCAGUUCCGCUUCUGGUUCAGCUUCCGAAUCUGGUUCUGUUACUCCAUCUGGCUCUGCCUCUGGAUCCGCAUCAUCAGGUUCUGCAUCUGGAUCCGGUUCCGCUUCUGGUUCAGCUUCUGGCUCAGCUUCUGGCUCAGCUUCUGGUUCAGCUUCCGAAUCUGGUUCUGUUACUCCAUCUGGCUCUGCCUCUGGAUCUGCCUCUGAAUCAGGCUCCGCUUCUGGAUCUGGCUCCGCUUCUGGUUCAGCUUCCGAAUCUGGUUCUGUUACUCCAUCUGGCUCUGCCUCUGGAUCCGCAUCAUCAGGUUCUGCAUCUGGAUCCGGUUCCGCUUCUGGUUCAGCUUCUGGCUCAGCUUCUGGCUCAGCUUCUGGCUCAGCUUCUGGUUCAGCUUCCGAAUCUGGUUCUGUUACUCCAUCUGGCUCUGCCUCUGGAUCCGCAUCAUCAGGUUCUGCAUCUGGAUCCGGCUCCGCUUCUGGUUCAGCUACUGGUUCAGCUUCUGGCUCUGCUUCCGAAUCUGGUUCUGUUACUCCAUCUGGCUCUGCCUCUGGAUCUGCCUCUGGAUCUGCCUCUGAAUCUGGCUCCGCUUCUGGAUCCGGUUCAGCUUCUGGCUCAGCUUCUGGCUCUGCUUCCGAAUCUGGUUCUGUUACUCCAUCUGGCACUGCCUCUGGAUCUGCCUCUGAAUCAGGCUCCGCUUCUGGAUCUGGUUCCGCUUCUGGUUCAGCUUCUGGCUCAGCUUCUGGCUCAGCUUCUGGUUCAGCUUCCGAAUCUGGUUCUGUUACUCCAUCUGGCUCUGCCUCUGGAUCCGCAUCAUCAGGUUCUGCAUCUGGAUCCGGUUCCGCUUCUGGAUCAGCUUCUGGCUCAGCUUCUGGUUCAGCUUCCGAAUCUGGUUCUGUUACUCCAUCUGGCUCUGCCUCUGGAUCCGCAUCAUCAGGUUCUGCCUCUGGAUCUGGCUCCGCUUCUGGUUCAGCUUCCGAAUCUGGUUCUGUUACUCCAUCUGGCUCUUCCUCUGGAUCCGCAUCAUCAGGUUCUGCAUCUGGAUCCGGUUCCGCUUCUGGAUCAGCUUCUGGCUCAGCUUCUGGCUCAGCUUCUGGUUCAGCUUCCGAAUCUGGUUCUGUUACUCCAUCUGGCUCUGCCUCUGGAUCCGCAUCAUCAGGUUCUGCCUCUGGAUCUGGCUCCGCUUCUGGUUCCGCUUCUGGCUCUGCUUCCGAAUCAGGUUCUGUUACUCCAUCUGGCUCUGCCUCUGGAUCCGCAUCAUCAGGUUCUGCAUCUGGAUCCAGUUCCGCUUCUGGUUCAGCUUCCGAAUCUGGUUCUGUUACUCCAUCUGGCUCUGCCUCUGGAUCCGCAUCAUCUGGCUCAGCUUCUGGCUCAGCUUCUGGUUCAGCUUCCGAAUCUGGUUCUGUUACUCCAUCUGGCUCUGCCUCUGGAUCCGCAUCAUCAGGUUCUGCAUCUGGAUCUGGCUCCGCUUCUGGAUCUGCUUCUAGCUCUGCUUCCGAAUCUGGUUCUGUUACUCCAUCUGGCUCUGCCUCUGGAUCCGCAUCAUCAGGUUCUGCAUCUGGAUCCGGUUCCGCUUCUGGAUCAGCUUCUGGCUCAGCUUCUGGUUCAGCUUCCGAAUCUGGUUCUGUUACUCCAUCUGGCUCUGCCUCUGGAUCCGCAUCAUCAGGUUCUGCCUCUGGAUCUGGCUCCGCUUCUGGUUCAGCUUCUGGCUCAGCUUCUGGCUCAGCUUCUGGUUCAGCUUCCGAAUCUGGUUCUGUUACUCCAUCUGGCUCUGCCUCUGGAUCCGCAUCAUCUGGCUCAGCUUCUGGCUCAGCUUCUGGUUCAGCUUCCGAAUCUGGUUCUGUUACUCCAUCUGGCUCUGCCUCUGGAUCCGCAUCAUCAGGUUCUGCAUCUGGAUCUGGCUCCGCUUCUGGAUCUGCUUCUAGCUCUGCUUCCGAAUCUGGUUCUGUUACUCCAUCUGGCUCUGCCUCUGGAUCCGCAUCAUCAGGUUCUGCAUCUGGAUCCGGUUCCGCUUCUGGUUCAGCUUCCGAAUCUGGUUCUGUUACUCCAUCUGGCUCUGCCUCUGGAUCCGCAUCAUCAGGUUCUGCAUCUGGUUCUGGCUCCGCUUCUGGUUCUGGCUCCACUUCUGGUUCUGGCUCCGCUUCUGGUUCAGCUUCCGAAUCUGGUUCUGUUACUCCAUCUGGCUCUGCCUCUGGAUCCGCAUCAUCAGGUUCUGCAUCUGGAUCCGGUUCCGCUUCUGGUUCAGCUUCCGAAUCUGGUUCUGUUACUCCAUCUGGCUCUGUUACUCCAUCUGGCUCUGCCUCUGGAUCCGCAUCAUCUGGCUCAGCUUCUGGCUCAGCUUCUGGUUCAGCUUCCGAAUCUGGUUCUGUUACUCCAUCUGGCUCUGCCUCUGGAUCCGCAUCAUCAGGUUCUGCAUCUGGAUCUGGCUCCGCUUCUGGAUCUGCUUCUGGCUCUGCUUCCGAAUCUGGUUCUGUUACUCCAUCUGGCUCUGCCUCUGGAUCUGCCUCUGGAUCUGCCUCUGAAUCUGGCUCCGCUUCUGGAUCCGGUUCAGCUUCUGGCUCAGCUUCUGGCUCAGCUUCUGGCUCAGCUUCCGAAUCUGGUUCUGUUACUCCAUCUGGCUCUGCCUCUGGAUCUUCCUCUGAAUCAGGCUCCGCUUCUGGAUCUGGUUCCGCUUCUGGUUCAGCUUCUGGCUCAGCUUCUGGUUCAGCUUCCGAAUCUGGUUCUGUUACUCCAUCUGGCUCUGCCUCUGGAUCCGCAUCUUCUGGCUCAGCUUCUGGCUCAGCUUCUGGUUCAGCUUCCGAAUCUGGUUCUGUUACUCCAUCUGGCUCUGCCUCUGGAUCCGCAUCAUCAGGUUCUGCAUCUGGAUCCGGUUCCGCUUCUGGUUCAGCUUCUGGCUCCGCUUCUGGCUCAGCUUCUGGCUCAGCUUCUGGUUCAGCUUCCGAAUCUGGUUCUGUUACUCCAUCUGGCUCUGCCUCUGGAUCUGCCUCUGAAUCAGGCUCCGCUUCUGGAUCUGGUUCCGCUUCUAGCUCUGCUUCCGAAUCUGGUUCUGUUACUCCAUCUGGCUCUGCCUCUGGAUCCACAUCAUCAGGUUCUGCAUCUGGAUCCAGUUCCGCUUCUGGUUCAGCUUCCGAAUCUGGUUCUGUUACUCCAUCUGGCUCUGCCUCUGGAUCCGCAUCAUCAGGUUCUGCAUCUGGAUCCGGUUCCGCUUCUGGAUCAGCUUCUGGCUCAGCUUCUGGCUCAGCUUCUGGUUCAGCUUCCGAAUCUGGUUCUGUUACUCCAUCUGGCUCUGCCUCUGGAUCCGCAUCAUCAGGUUCUGCCUCUGGAUCUGGCUCCGCUUCUGGUUCCGCUUCUGGCUCUGCUUCCGAAUCAGGUUCUGUUACUCCAUCUGGCUCUGCCUCUGGAUCCGCAUCAUCAGGUUCUGCAUCUGGAUCCAGUUCCGCUUCUGGUUCAGCUUCCGAAUCUGGUUCUGUUACUCCAUCUGGCUCUGCCUCUGGAUCCGCAUCAUCUGGCUCAGCUUCUGGCUCAGCUUCUGGUUCAGCUUCCGAAUCUGGUUCUGUUACUCCAUCUGGCUCUGCCUCUGGAUCCGCAUCAUCAGGUUCUGCAUCUGGAUCUGGCUCCGCUUCUGGAUCUGCUUCUAGCUCUGCUUCCGAAUCUGGUUCUGUUACUCCAUCUGGCUCUGCCUCUGGAUCCGCAUCAUCAGGUUCUGCAUCUGGAUCCGGUUCCGCUUCUGGUUCAGCUUCCGAAUCUGGUUCUGUUACUCCAUCUGGCUCUGCCUCUGGAUCCGCAUCAUCAGGUUCUGCAUCUGGUUCUGGCUCCGCUUCUGGUUCUGGCUCCGCUUCUGGUUCUGGCUCCGCUUCUGGUUCAGCUUCCGAAUCUGGUUCUGUUACUCCAUCUGGCUCUGCCUCUGGAUCCGCAUCAUCAGGUUCUGCAUCUGGAUCCGGUUCCGCUUCUGGUUCAGCUUCCGAAUCUGGUUCUGUUACUCCAUCUGGCUCUGUUACUCCAUCUGGCUCUGCCUCUGGAUCCGCAUCAUCAGGUUCUGCAUCUGGAUCCGGUUCCGCUUCUGGUUCAGCUUCUGGCUCAGCUUCUGGUUCAGCUUCUGGCUCAGCUUCUGGUUCAGCUUCUGGUUCAGCUUCCGAAUCUGGUUCUGUUACUCCAUCUGGCUCUGCCUCUGGAUCUGCCUCUGAAUCAGGCUCCGCUUCUGGAUCUGGUUCCGCUUCUGGUUCAGCUUCUGGCUCAGCUUCUGGUUCAGCUUCUGGCUCAGCUUCUGGUUCAGCUUCCGAAUCUGGUUCUGUUACUCCAUCUGGCUCUGUUACUCCAUCUGGCUCUGCCUCUGGAUCCGCAUCAUCUGGCUCAGCUUCUGGCUCAGCUUCUGGUUCAGCUUCCGAAUCUGGUUCUGUUACUCCAUCUGGCUCUGCCUCUGGAUCCGCAUCAUCAGGUUCUGCAUCUGGAUCUGGCUCCGCUUCUGGUUCAGCUACUGGUUCAGCUUCUGGCUCUGCUUCCGAAUCUGGUUCUGUUACUCCAUCUGGCUCUGCCUCUGGAUCUGCCUCUGGAUCUGCCUCUGAAUCUGGCUCCGCUUCUGGAUCCGGUUCAGCUUCUGGCUCAGCUUCUGGCUCAGCUUCUGGCUCAGCUUCUGGCUCAGCUUCCGAAUCUGGUUCUGUUACUCCAUCUGGCUCUGCCUCUGGAUCUUCCUCUGAAUCAGGCUCCGCUUCUGGAUCUGGUUCCGCUUCUGGUUCAGCUUCUGGCUCAGCUUCUGGUUCAGCUUCCGAAUCUGGUUCUGUUACUCCAUCUGGCUCUGCCUCUGGAUCCGCAUCUUCUGGCUCAGCUUCUGGCUCAGCUUCUGGUUCAGCUUCCGAAUCUGGUUCUGUUACUCCAUCUGGCUCUGCCUCUGGAUCCGCAUCUUCUGGCUCAGCUUCUGGCUCAGCUUCUGGUUCAGCUUCCGAAUCUGGUUCUGUUACUCCAUCUGGCUCUGCCUCUGGAUCCGCAUCAUCAGGUUCUGCAUCUGGAUCCGGUUCCGCUUCUGGUUCAGCUUCUGGCUCCGCUUCUGGCUCAGCUUCUGGCUCAGCUUCUGGUUCAGCUUCCGAAUCUGGUUCUGUUACUCCAUCUGGCUCUGCCUCUGGAUCCGCAUCAUCAGGUUCUGCAUCUGGAUCUGGUUCCGCUUCUGGUUCAGCUUCUGGCUCAGCUUCUGGUUCAGCUUCUGGCUCAGCUUCUGGUUCAGCUUCCGAAUCUGGUUCUGUUACUCCAUCUGGCUCUGCCUCUGGAUCCGCAUCAUCAGGUUCUGCAUCUGGAUCCGGUUCCGCUUCUGGUUCAGCUUCUGGCUCAGCUUCUGGUUCAGCUUCUGGCUCAGCUUCUGGUUCAGCUUCCGAAUCUGGUUCUGUUACUCCAUCUGGCUCUGCCUCUGGAUCUGCCUCUGAAUCAGGCUCCGCUUCUGGAUCUGGUUCCGCUUCUGGUUCAGCUUCUGGCUCAGCUUCUGGUUCAGCUUCUGGCUCAGCUUCUGGUUCAGCUUCCGAAUCUGGUUCUGUUACUCCAUCUGGAUCUGGUUCCGCUUCUGGUUCAGCUUCUGGUUCAGCUUCUGGUUCAGCUUCUGGCUCAGCUUCUGGUUCAGCUUCCGAAUCUGGUUCUGUUACUCCAUCUGGCUCUGCCUCUGGAUCCGCAUCAUCAGGUUCUGCAUCUGGAUCCGGUUCCGCUUCUGGUUCAGCUUCUGGCUCAGCUUCUGGUUCAGCUUCUGGCUCAGCUUCUGGUUCAGCUUCCGAAUCUGGUUCUGUUACUCCAUCUGGCUCUGCCUCUGGAUCCGCAUCAUCAGGUUCUGCAUCUGGAUCCGGUUCCGCUUCUGGUUCAGCUUCUGGCUCAGCUUCUGGCUCAGCUUCUGGCUCAGCUUCUGGUUCAGCUUCCGAAUCUGGUUCUGUUACUCCAUCUGGCUCUGCCUCUGGAUCCGCAUCAUCAGGUUCUGCAUCUGGAUCCGGUUCCGCUUCUGGUUCAGCUUCCGAAUCUGGUUCUGUUACUCCAUCUGGCUCUGCCUCUGGAUCCGCAUCAUCAGGUUCUGCAUCUGGAUCUGGUUCCGCUUCUGGUUCAGCUUCUGGCUCAGCUUCUGGUUCAGCUUCUGGCUCAGCUUCUGGUUCAGCUUCCGAAUCUGGUUCUGUUACUCCAUCUGGCUCUGCCUCUGGAUCCGCAUCUUCUGGCUCAGCUUCUGGCUCAGCUUCUGGUUCAGCUUCCGAAUCUGGUUCUGUUACUCCAUCUGGCUCUGCCUCUGGAUCCGCAUCUUCUGGCUCAGCUUCUGGCUCAGCUUCUGGUUCAGCUUCCGAAUCUGGUUCUGUUACUCCAUCUGGCUCUGCCUCUGGAUCCGCAUCAUCAGGUUCUGCAUCUGGAUCCGGUUCCGCUUCUGGUUCAGCUUCUGGCUCCGCUUCUGGCUCAGCUUCUGGCUCAGCUUCUGGUUCAGCUUCCGAAUCUGGUUCUGUUACUCCAUCUGGCUCUGCCUCUGGAUCCGCAUCAUCAGGUUCUGCAUCUGGAUCUGGUUCCGCUUCUGGUUCAGCUUCUGGCUCAGCUUCUGGUUCAGCUUCUGGCUCAGCUUCUGGUUCAGCUUCCGAAUCUGGUUCUGUUACUCCAUCUGGCUCUGCCUCUGGAUCCGCAUCAUCAGGUUCUGCAUCUGGAUCCGGUUCCGCUUCUGGUUCAGCUUCUGGCUCAGCUUCUGGUUCAGCUUCUGGCUCAGCUUCUGGUUCAGCUUCCGAAUCUGGUUCUGUUACUCCAUCUGGCUCUGCCUCUGGAUCUGCCUCUGAAUCAGGCUCCGCUUCUGGAUCUGGUUCCGCUUCUGGUUCAGCUUCUGGCUCAGCUUCUGGUUCAGCUUCUGGCUCAGCUUCUGGUUCAGCUUCCGAAUCUGGUUCUGUUACUCCAUCUGGAUCUGGUUCCGCUUCUGGUUCAGCUUCUGGUUCAGCUUCUGGUUCAGCUUCUGGCUCAGCUUCUGGUUCAGCUUCCGAAUCUGGUUCUGUUACUCCAUCUGGCUCUGCCUCUGGAUCCGCAUCAUCAGGUUCUGCAUCUGGAUCCGGUUCCGCUUCUGGUUCAGCUUCUGGCUCAGCUUCUGGUUCAGCUUCUGGCUCAGCUUCUGGUUCAGCUUCCGAAUCUGGUUCUGUUACUCCAUCUGGCUCUGCCUCUGGAUCCGCAUCAUCAGGUUCUGCAUCUGGAUCCGGUUCCGCUUCUGGUUCAGCUUCUGGCUCAGCUUCUGGCUCAGCUUCUGGCUCAGCUUCUGGUUCAGCUUCCGAAUCUGGUUCUGUUACUCCAUCUGGCUCUGCCUCUGGAUCCGCAUCAUCAGGUUCUGCAUCUGGAUCCGGUUCCGCUUCUGGUUCAGCUUCCGAAUCUGGUUCUGUUACUCCAUCUGGCUCUGCCUCUGGAUCCGCAUCAUCAGGUUCUGCAUCUGGAUCCGGUUCCGCUUCUGGUUCAGCUUCCGAAUCUGGUUCUGUUACUCCAUCUGGCUCUGCCUCUGGAUCCGCAUCAUCAGGUUCUGCAUCUGGUUCUGGCUCCGCUUCUGGUUCUGGCUCCGCUUCUGGUUCUGGCUCCGCUUCUGGUUCAGCUUCCGAAUCUGGUUCUGUUACUCCAUCUGGCUCUGCCUCUGGGUCCGCAUCAUCAGGUUCUGCAUCUGGAUCCGGUUCCGCUUCUGGUUCAGCUUCUGGCUCAGCUUCUGGCUCAGCUUCUGGUUCAGCUUCCGAAUCUGGUUCUGUUACUCCAUCUGGCUCUGCCUCUGGAUCCGCAUCAUCAGGUUCUGCAUCUGGAUCUGGCUCCGCUUCUGGUUCAGCUACUGGUUCAGCUUCUGGCUCUGCUUCCGAAUCUGGUUCUGUUACUCCAUCUGGCUCUGCCUCUGGAUCUGCCUCUGGAUCUGCCUCUGAAUCUGGCUCCGCUUCUGGAUCCGGUUCAGCUUCUGGCUCUGCUUCCGAAUCUGGUUCUGUUACUCCAUCUGGCUCUGCCUCUGGAUCUGCCUCUGGAUCAGGCUCCGCUUCUGGAUCCGGUUCCGCUUCUGGUUCAGCUUCUGGUUCAGCUUCCGAAUCUGGUUCUGUUACUCCAUCUGGCUCUGCCUCUGGAUCCGCAUCAUCAGGUUCUGCAUCUGGAUCUGGCUCCGCUUCUGGUUCUGCUUCUGGUUCAGCUUCCGAAUCUGGUUCUGUUACUCCAUCUGGCUCUGCCUCUGGAUCCGCAUCAUCAGGUUCUGCAUCUGGAUCUGGCUCCGCUUCUGGUUCCGCUUCUGGCUCUGCCUCUGGAUCCGCAUCAUCAGGUUCUGCAUCUGGAUCUGGCUCCGCUUCUGGUUCUGCCUCUGGAUCCGCAUCAUCAGGUUCUGCAUCUGGUUCUGUUACUCCAUCUGGUUCUGGUUCUCCAUCGGGUUCUCCAACUGAUUCUGGUUCUCCAUCUGGUUCUCCAUCUGGUUCUCCAUCUGGUUCUCCAUCUGGUUCUCCAUCUGGUUCUGGUUCUCCAUCCGGUUCUGGUUCUCCAUCUGGUUCGCCAUCGGGUUCUGGUUCUCCAUCUUGUUCUGGUUCUCCAUCGGGUUCUCCAUCUGAUUCUCCAUCGGAUUCUGGUUCUCCAUCGGGUUCUCCAUCUGGUUCGCCAUCGGGUUCUGGUUCUCCAUCUGAUUCUGUUACUCCAUCUGGUUCGGGUUCUCCAUCUGGUUCUCCAUCAGAUUCCGGUACUACAUCUGGCUCCGGGAUUUCCUCUGGUUCUGCAACUCAAUCGGGUUCCGGUUUGCCUUCUGAAUCAACUUCUCGCCCGAAUUCCGAUGACCAGUCAAGUUAUGGGUCGUCAUCUAGUGAGGUUAAAUCAAGCACAGUAUCUUCAAUUGUUUCCUCUUCUAGUGAAGCUUCAUCAUAUACGUCCUCAGAAAUUUCGGCAGCUUCGAAGUCCACCACUGAAAAGUCAUCUGAAUCAUCUGAUACUUCUAAGAUUACUUCGAGUGAACAGACACUUGUUUCUUCUGAUCAAUCAUCUAUCGAGGAGUCGUCCACAGAGAUAAGUUCUUCUUCAUUAUCGUCCGAAUAUGAUACAACGACUACUGUGCAUACGGUAACUACUGACUACACUACAUAUUGUCCUCCAGAAGAGUCUACAUCAACCAAAACGGAAACUGAUUACUCUACUACAGUCAUAACUGUCACAUCUUGUGACAGCAACACCUGUACAGAAGCAACGUACACAACUGGUGCAACUGUAGUCACUACAACAAUAGAUGAAGUUGUUACUGUUUUCACAACCUUCUGUCCACUUUCUUCAACAGAUCAAGAGGAAAAUAAUAAUACCUCAGACUUCAUUGAUAACGGUAGCGAAUCUAUUCAAACAAUAGUCCAAACAACUACGCUUGAAGGAGGAAAGGUGUCUAUUUAUACACAAUAUUUGACUAUGAGUGGUGCAAGAAUAGUGUCCUCGCAAGAAACUAAGGUUCCGCAAGAGAUUAACCCUACAAGUGAAGGAAUAGAGAAUGAUCACUUCGAACUGGUAAGUUCCCUAGAUGAUGAAACAGCUUCGGCAAGUCCAAGUCCAAGUUCGCCUCAUGCCGCUACGAACUUCGACAACAGUGCAAUUUCAAUUCGUUCCCUUCCAAUGGUAGUAUUAUUACCAUUGAUUGCUAUUUUCUAUUAA
Messenger RNA from [Candida] anglica, 16431 nucleotides. The record is from the annotation of a GenBank genome assembly. NCBI's taxonomy places the organism in Eukaryota, Fungi, Ascomycota, Pichiomycetes, Serinales, Debaryomycetaceae.